AUGUUGAUGCAAUUAUUAUUCUUAAUUCUCUUAAUCGUUAUUGAUUAUGGUGCAUCAAUGAAAUUAGUAACGAGAAUUAUAGGAGGAAAACGUGCCUGUCGAGGUGAAAUCCCAUAUCAAAUUUCUCUGCAAAAUGAAAAUGACAUACAUUUCUGCGGUGGAGUUAUAAUUAACAAGUAUUACGUGCUAACCGCUGCUCACUGUGUAUCUAAUGCCAACACUUCGGGUCUGUCGGUCGUUGCGGGAACAACAGAUUUACAAAAACCGUAUUCAAGGCGUCUGGUUCAAUCCAUUUUCAUACACGAAGAGUACAAUCUUCCACCUUUGACCAAUGAUAUCGCUUUACUUAAGCUUCAAAAGCCAUUAAAAUUUUCUUCUCGGAUAUGUUCUGUCAAUUUACCGAAACAAAAUCAAACUGUCAAGGGAGGCUCGAUAGCAGAAGUAUCGGGAUUCGGAAUAAUAUCUUGUGAAGGAGAAGAGACUGAACAUUUAUACGUUGUAGACAAUAUCAUAACUAAUCAGACUUGUUGUAGAAAAUUGUUUGAUGCAGCAGCAAAUAUAACCAUUGAGGAUACGCAAAUCUGCGCAAAUAAUCCAACCAUACAAAAGGGUGCAUGCGUGGGUGAUUCUGGUGGCCCUCUUACUGUCAAUGGACUGCUAGUAGGACUCGUCUCGUUUGGACUUUAUCCUAACAUUUGUACUAGCAUAGAAUAUCCCGCUCCGUUAAAAUCUAAGAUUUACCAUAUAUUGACCAAUAUGAAGGUGAUUCGGAGGGGGCCCUUGAUUAAUGAAAAACCUGUCGGCCUCGUAUCAUGGACAGAAGUUUGUUUCCCUUAUUGA
Molecule: messenger RNA, 840 nt
Organism: Atta colombica
Lineage: Eukaryota; Metazoa; Arthropoda; Insecta; Hymenoptera; Formicidae
Product: chymotrypsin-2-like
Exons: 9
Coding region: 1-840 (279 amino acids)
Biological process (GO): proteolysis
Molecular function (GO): serine-type endopeptidase activity
Source: RefSeq, a predicted model, not a curated record